UUGAUUUACCAAGUUUUCAGACAGAUAAAAUUUGUUCUAGAUUAUAUAAAACAUAUAUGGAAGAGACUGGACUCGAUCCUUUGAUAAAGUCUGAAACUUCUGAAUCCCCACAAAGCGAAAACGCUGAUAAUCAUAUUCUACAGGACAGUUCGUUGGAAACUCAGGUGAGGGUACCGCAGAUGAAUGUUCUACCUAUAUCACCUAAACGACAAUUUCCAAUUUCUGUUCUAUCAAACAAUCCUGAAGAAAGACAACAACGUGUUAUUAAAAUGUCGAACGCAAAACAACAUUCAUGUUGGGCAAAUAUUACAGUUAAUGAACCAACUAUCAGUCUGCGGAGCAGAACUCUGUGUCUAAUGAAUUGGGAAUCAAAAUUUAGCUAG
This is a messenger RNA of Ambispora gerdemannii, 383 nucleotides long. The record is from the annotation of a GenBank genome assembly. Lineage: Eukaryota; Fungi; Glomeromycota; Glomeromycetes; Archaeosporales; Ambisporaceae.